AUGUCAAUUCGUACGACACCCAAUGCCCACCACUAUCCCCGCGCCUAUCUUCGCAUGCACUGUCACCCAGAACAGGGGUGGCACUCUCGGGACUCUACCCCAUUUCCUGCUUCCCCUCGGUGGUCCUGCGUCGGCUUACCUCCGGAAGAUGCUCCGUGCCCGGGCUGUGCCUUGGACGCACCGGAUCGUCAUCUGGAGUUUGGGACUCCACCCGCUCACAGGCAACCUACGCUGUCUGAGCCCCAUAACCCUCCCGGAUCACGGCGUGCCCAUUAUACCGCCGGUUCAUCGCCCAACUCGACAUCCCAAUUGUCGCCCCUCGACAUCCCCACGUUGAUAUCGAACUGGACUCCGACAUCGACGACGCUAUCCGAACGAAGUUACACGACCGCCCCACGUCCGGCCGAAAUGCGAACGAACCUCAACCUCCGAUCUCCAAGUAAUCGUAACACCCCACACAACGCUACACCCUGUGUUGGCCAGUUGGCUUCACCCACCACUCAUGUUUUCAAUUGGCCUGGCUCCACGCCACGAAUCCCCAAUACGAUCCAUGCAACCGGGACGCCCACGCCGAAGAGCGUCCUGCAAGUCAAGAAUAUACCAUCCUUACUCACUACCCGUCAGGCCAUCGACCAGCCAUCCGGGCAGACUGCAUCGAAUGACAAGUACUCCCAACGGCGCGGCAGAAAUGAUACUGCCAACGGAGUUCCACUCAGAGCUCGUGCGGGUAUGCGUGUAGCGCCCGAUAUGCCACGCAGUCAGGAUGGUGGCCCCGUUCGAAUCCAACAAGUCGAUCAUUCCUUAUAUCCCGUUACCCCUUCCCUGCAGUGCACGAUCAUUGAACGAGUCAUGAGUAAGUUGCGCAGGUUCGACAGGCUUACCAAGGACUUUUCCUUCCUAACUCUAUUCGAAGCAUACAAAUACACGGAAGAUGCAAAAUCGGCCUCCAACAAUGCCCGGGCGUUGACCGCACGCCUCGAGCUAUCUCAGCAGGAACUGAGUCGCGCUAUGAUUCCGAAUCCUACUGGUUGGGCUGGAGAAGUUUGGAAACACGGAGAUGAGCUUGCUGGCAAGAUGGACCGUCUGAAGAAUAGCGGAUUUGUAGAUAAGGGCUGCAUGAUACGCCGGUACGAUGCAAGCAUCGAUACUGGUAACAAUAGUGUUAGGCACCGACUCUGCGCCUCCAGCCGUCGUGCAGAUCUCCUCUUGUUUUUCGCAGAGCAAUGCACCAACUCUCAUACAGAGGAGUAUCAGGAAGCUCGGCACAAGAAGCCCAAAGAGCUUGAGACGAAGCAGAACAAGCUGAAGAAGAACUUGCCAAAUGACAACACUGCAAAAUCGAAGAAGCUGAAACAGCAUGAGUGGAAGAAUGGAAAAAGAACAGAACCAAGCACACUCCAAUAUGCAAAGUAG
Pisolithus orientalis is the source of this 1413-nucleotide messenger RNA. RefSeq lists its product as uncharacterized. The record is from RefSeq and is a predicted model, not a curated record. The transcript is spliced from 8 exons. Lineage: Eukaryota; Fungi; Basidiomycota; Agaricomycetes; Boletales; Pisolithaceae. The coding region runs from base 1 to 1413 and encodes 470 amino acids.